AUGAACGGGUCUACUAAUGGGCACACCACAACUACCAACGAGGUAUUAAGCCCUCAUGACAAUGGAAAUACGGCAUUAUUGUCCCAAAUUCACGAAGCUUUGAAACUUGUCCAUGCUCCGUAUUCAUCCAAUCAGUCUCGCCAACAAGCCUCGAGUUUCCUAGAAAACAUCAAAGCCGAAGACGAAGCUCCUUAUCAUGGGUUUACCUUAGCAUCCGAUAAAUCCCAAGAACCGGUCGUACGCCACUAUGCACUGUCUCUUUUGGAGCAUGCGAUAAAACAUAAAUGGGCAGCGUAUUCGGAAGGGCAAGCAAGUGCGCUGCGGCAAUGGGUCAUUCAACUCUCAGAGAAUCUGGCUCAAGAGGACCCCUCAUAUCUGCGAAACAAGACAGCACAACUUUGGGUAGAGAUCGCGAAGAGGAGCUGGGGAUCAGAGUGGAUUGAUAUGGAUAAGCUUCUCGUGGGUCUAUGGGAGCUUCCAGGUACUGUGGUCUAUAAGGAAUUUGUUCUGUUUGUUCUCGAGACCCUCUCCGAUGAGGUCUUCAAUGGCGAAGAUGCUGUCACGGUCUUACGCGAGGGUGCUCUGAGCAAAGCUUGUGUCGAAAUCUUCACACCUGCAGUUGUACUAUCAGAAGCAUUCCCAAAUCGACAGCUAGGUACCGUUUUGAGACAUGGAGAAGAAGGUUGGCUUGUAAGAAUCGGUGGAUUGCUAGGCCAGUGCCUUCAACUGGACAUUUCGAGUCCUCAGUAUCAGAGCUGCGCAGUGAAGAUACUGGCUGUUUAUAAAUCCGUGGUACCCUGGACCGUACCAAAAGCCAUCUCCACUGCUCAAUGCGUGCAAUAUAUGUGCAAAUGUCUCGCUGCGCCCAGUACACCCGUGCAACUGGCGUCUGUUCAAGCUUUAUUUGCACUUUAUUCUCGUGUUCAUUUUUCGGAUGAAGAAUUCUUAGAGCUUGUAUGCCCGAUGUAUACCAGCGAAGUGGUUGGCUUACUACGAAAUCUAUUCCAAUGGUCUGUGGUAGACGCAAAUGAUAUUGACGAUGAAAAGUAUCUAUUUGCUAAAAAGUUUUCUGAGAUGAUGUCAAAUCUCGGAGUCUUCAUAGAAUCUAAAAUUUCAGCUAUACCCGAAUCUUGCGAUCUUUCUAACCUCUUGAAUCUUUUUCUUGCUAUUGCUCAAAGUCAAAGCCUUGUUGUUUCGAUACCCAUUAUUCUUACCUGGACAAAAUUGCUUCGCUCGCCAAUCAUUGGAGGGUCUUCUUUUAUAACACCUUUAAUUGCACCUCUUCUAGAACUUUCUAGUUCACGCCUCAUUCGAUAUGAGAACAUGCCAGAUGACUGCGAAGAUGCAGAGUACCUAUUUCUACAGGAAGAUAUCGAUACACAGCCUGAAAGACAUGCAUUUCUAGGAAACUAUCGACGAUAUUGCUCUCAAAUCAUAGAGCUUGUCGUUCGGCAGAAGCAAUCAGAGGCCAUCUAUCAUAUUUUAAGCCAAGUGGAUAACUCUUUGCAGCACCUUUAUGAUGGAUGCCCCCCCUUUUCCGUGGAAAACUAUUCCAAAACCUCGAUAGCAGUACUACGAGUUGAUAAGAAUUUCACCGUGGUAGAAGCAGCACUCAAGGGAUAUAUGAAAUGGAGAGCAGGCCAUGGCUCUGACCCUCAACGAGAUGAACAAGAGCGUACAAGUAUAGAAGACAAUUUAGAAACUUGGUGUCAACGAUUGCUGGAGCUCAAGUUUGAGGAUCCAAUCAUUCAAAAGAGAAUUAUACAACUUGCCGUCGCCUUUUCAACCACGGCUUUAGAUAAGAAAGUGGGCUUCAUGCUAAAAGUGCUAGAACACAUUUUGAUGGCACAACCCAUGGAGUAUCCAAACGCCUCAGCUUAUACGGAAGCCGUGAAAGAGCUACAAGCAGAGUCUGCUUAUGAGUUGCAAAGACUAGCCGGAAAAAUGCCUGAUCAACUAUUGGACGUCUAUGAUCAACUCCAAGCAAAGGUCGAUGAAAUCAUUUCUACCAGAAAUCUGGAUAAAAAACGUCAGACGUCAUAUCAAACUUUCUUAUUCACGAUUAUCCACCGUAACUCUAAAAUUGACCCAGAGAUUCGUUUGCAAAAGCUGCAAGGAUUUUUAACACCUGUGCAAGCAAGUUGGCAAAAUUCGGAAAUGAAUCACGCGGUCGAAGGGUUCUCUGGGUUCUGCGACCUACUUGGGUUGAAUCGCGUAAGAGACUUUCUUGUCACAAGGCGAGUUCAUGAGAUACAGGAUUGGUCGACUUAUCAGCUUGACUCGGAAGCUCAAUCGAUACAGAAAGAUAUGGAAGAGAGAUUAAAGGCACUGCCAUUGAGAACUACAAAAUCAUUCCUAGGCUGCUCGACCGAGAAGCUUGAGAAAGAAGAACCUGCCUAUAAGGUUUCCUGCACUUUAUGGAGAGAUGCGCUGCCAAUUAUAUUGCCAACUCUUCUAAGAUACUUGAGUCAUGCACAUGCCUUUCAUAAUCCUGCGAAUUGGAAUGAACUUCCCCCAGAGAUGGCACCAAUUGUUAGUCGAAUUCUGACGGACCGCUUCUGGCAGUCUGGAAUUUCGGUUGGAAGUAAAGGUGACUUCUAUGCUAGGGUUACUGGUACCAAAUCUACCAUGGAAGGUCUUGCAUCAUCUAUACGAGGUUCAAUUCGUACUGUUAGAGAGUCUUGUUACUCGAUACUUUAUUCUAUGAGUCGUUUGGAUGUUGAUUUCUAUGGCUUUAGCGAGCUCCCUGGACCACUUGCAAAUGCUUUAUUCGCAGAUGCCCAUUGCUUGUCUUCACAUCAACUUAUUGCUUUGUUGAAUGUUGUGCGACUCAUGGUGGAUGAUUGUCCUGUCGAAGUUCGAUCUCACUUUGUGCCUCCUAUAUUGGCUUCCUGCUUCGCUCAAAUGGACGCGAAAUGUAGUUCCGAAUGGGAGAGAUUAUCUCAUAAGCAAGUGGUUCCUGCAGAUGGAGACACUUUGACCGAGGAAAUGAAGGAAGAGAGCAUUCUGCGACAGUUGACACAUACAUCUGUCAUGAUGAUUGCUGGAUUCCUCGAUCCAGCACGACCAAAUAUCGGAAGCACACCCGCACCGAGGUCAGCCAAAGAAGCCUCGACAUUCAUUCAAAGCCAAGCGAAUUCAUAUCCAAGCAUGAGAAAGUUUUGUUUGACUUCACAAGCUAUUUUAGAAUCUCUUCUACUUUUCUUAACACACGCUAUUCGCAUGAGAGAUACCCGUUGUUGUGGGGUUGUCCUCCGUGUUUUCCGAUCCAUUGUUCCCGAAUUUUCCUCGGGCAACGAUUCUUCUCUCGCUUCAUCAAUCAGAGAAUUUAUCAGCACUGAAGUACUAAAAGCUGCCAUUUCGUCACUAAAUGAGCCCUAUUUCGUAGAACUACAAAAGGAUCUCGCUUCUCUUAUUGCAUCGAUUUUAGCUCACUAUGCACCCGUUACAGAUACCCCCAAGCAAAUCCUCCUCAGUUUACCUGGUAUUCAAGAAAAAGCAGUAAAUAAAUGUAUUGAAGCGUUGACAGUACAGGGUGUUCAACAGAGAACUCAGCGGGCGCUGAUAUUGGAUUUGUUGAAGGAUUUGAAGGGGGUUAGUAUUAGUGAACAGGGAAGGAUCUCGAAGAGCGCAAGUGUCGUGAGGAAGGAGAGGAGUAAAAUGCAAGAGGCUUUUAUGAGGGGACCGGUUGAGGAUAAUCGGAAGGUUAAGAGUGAGAUUGAUGAUUUGGAGGGAGUGGCGGGACUUUUUGAUAAUUAG
Messenger RNA from Botrytis byssoidea, 3759 nucleotides. RefSeq lists its product as uncharacterized. Gene Ontology annotation, biological process: protein export from nucleus; RNA export from nucleus. The transcript has 11 exons. The record is from RefSeq and is a predicted model, not a curated record. Gene Ontology annotation, cellular component: RNA nuclear export complex; cytoplasm; nucleus. NCBI's taxonomy places the organism in Eukaryota, Fungi, Ascomycota, Leotiomycetes, Helotiales, Sclerotiniaceae. Gene Ontology annotation, molecular function: RNA binding; nuclear export signal receptor activity. The coding region runs from base 1 to 3759 and encodes 1252 amino acids.